This is a messenger RNA of Cimex lectularius (bed bug), 687 nucleotides long. RefSeq names its product larval cuticle protein A3A-like. The record is from RefSeq and is a predicted model, not a curated record. NCBI's taxonomy places the organism in Eukaryota, Metazoa, Arthropoda, Insecta, Hemiptera, Cimicidae. The coding region runs from base 16 to 654 and encodes 212 amino acids. Gene Ontology annotation, cellular component: extracellular matrix. The transcript has 2 exons.
ACGCUAUACCUUGGAAUGAAGGAGUUAACAUUAUUAAGCACGUGUUACCAGUUCUCGGCCGAAUUACAAACGGACCGCAGAGCCAGUCUUCCCCACCCUUGUUUGAUAUGUAAUGCCAAGGAUAGUGUAAAAGAGAGGUAUAUAAAAGCGAGGUGGUUCAACCUGAUGAUACAGUUCAACUCCUACUUAACUAUGGCACUGAAAUUCAUCGCAUUCGCGGCCUUGUUUGCUGCUGCCAGCGCCCAGUACUUUGCACCUGGAGUCGUACGGCCUUAUGCUUACGCUCGUCCUGUGGCUGUCGCACACGCUCCGGUCGCAGUCGCCCACGCUCCAGUCGCAGUCGCCAGGGCCGAGGAGUAUGACCCGCAUCCCCAGUACAGCUUCUCUUACAACGUGAACGACGCCACGACCGGAGAUUCCAAAGGUCAGACUGAAACUCGUGACGGCGAUGUCGUCCAGGGCAGCUACUCCCUCGUCGAACCCGACGGCUCCAGGAGGGUCGUUGAAUACACUGCCGACCCCGUCAACGGAUUCAACGCUGUCGUACACAAAGAAGCCGCUGUCGCUCACGCCCCAGUCGCAGUCGCUCACGCACCAGUCGCAUACGCACAAGCUCCAGUCGCUCUCGCUCAAAGGCCGUUCUUUUAUCAUUAAAUACAAUAAAUAAAUCGUAUUAUUUAUAGUACA